Molecule: messenger RNA, 961 nt
Organism: Chrysochloris asiatica (Cape golden mole)
Lineage: Eukaryota; Metazoa; Chordata; Mammalia; Afrosoricida; Chrysochloridae
Gene: SLC35D4
Product: transmembrane protein 241
Exons: 15
Coding region: 23-961 (312 amino acids)
Cellular component (GO): Golgi apparatus
Molecular function (GO): antiporter activity
Source: RefSeq, a predicted model, not a curated record
GGGAAGGGGAGCAAGUUGACAGAUGUGUUUCAGGAGGUCCCUGGUCGGCUUCACCUUUUGUGCUUGCUUCCUGGCUUCUUACCUCACGAACAAGUAUGUUCUGUCUGUCUUGAAAUUUACCUACCCUACGUUAUUCCAAGGGUGGCAGACGUUAAUUGGUGGACUUUUGCUUCAUGUGUCAUGGAAACUGGGCUGGAUAGAGAUCAACAGCAAUUCAAGAUCUGAUGUUUUGAUGUGGCUUCCUGCUUCAGUGCUGUUUGUGGGUAUAAUCUAUGCUGGUUCCAGAGCACUGUCCAGACUAACCAUCCCUGUCUUUCUCACUUUGCAUAACGUAGCUGAAGUUAUCAUCUGUGGGCACCAGAAGUUUUUUCAGAAAGAGAAAACUUCUCCUGUAAAGAUCUGUAGUGCACUGUUCCUCCUGGCUGCCGCCGGAUGCCUUCCCUUCAACGAUGCCCAGUUUGAUCCGGAUGGAUAUUUUUGGGCUAUAAUUCAUUUAUUCUGUGUAGGAACCUAUAAAAUACGACAGAGGUCCCAGAAGCCCAACGUGCUAAGUGACAUUGACCAGCAGUACUUAAACUAUAUAUUCAGUGUGGUGCUGCUGGUAUCUGCAUCCCACCCCACAGGUGACCUCUUCAGUGUCCUGGAGUUCCCGUUUCUGUAUUUCUACAGAUUCCACAGCAGCUGCUGUGCCAGUGGAUUUUUAGGGUUCUUUCUCAUGUUCAGCACAGUGAAGCUCGAAAGCACCAUGGCCCCAGGGCAGUGUGCAGCCUGGAUUUUUCUUGCUAAGGUAGCCACAGCUGGUGUAUCGAUAGUGCUGUUUGAUGUGAUCCUGACCAAUGCAACUGUGGGUUGGAACUCCCCUGUCUCAAUAAGAGCCAUUUCUUCUCCUGCUUCUGACUUGGCCCUCUAUGCCAGACCUCGAAGAGGUAUCCCCUAUGCUACGGAUGAAUGCCGAGAAUGA